Molecule: messenger RNA, 426 nt
Organism: Striga hermonthica
Lineage: Eukaryota; Viridiplantae; Streptophyta; Magnoliopsida; Lamiales; Orobanchaceae
Source: the annotation of a GenBank genome assembly
AUGAGCAGCCGUUGUCAACCACUCGUUCCCGAAUCCUCAUUUUUCUUAUCUUCAGGCGACAUAACACGCGCCGCCGUCAUGAGCCUCCUCACCACUUUCAGACGCCCCCUCGCAGCUGCCGCCUCUGCCAGCGUACGGUUUUAUGUCACAAAACCUUGGUUUGUAAGGAUGGAUAACGCGGGCGGUCCAGGAGCUUCCAAGGAACAGAUGCUUGACAUCUAUGUCAAAACACUCGCUGCAGCUCUUGGCAGUGAGGAGCUGGCUAAGAAAAAGAUAGUCAAGUUUCACUCCCUAGGGUUCAAAUGUGAGAUAGAUCCGGGAAUUGCAGCUGAGCUUAAAGAGUUUCCCACUGUUCGAUAUGUAUCUCCAUGUGAUCAAGGGGCGAAGCCAGCCUCAAAUUUCACCGGGGUCGGCAAUAUUUUUUAG